AUGGCAGAGUACAAGGCGUUAAAAGGAAAGCGUGCUACGAUAAAAGGAAAAGUCACUCGUAUGCUGAAUUAUUUCGAGUCACCGGAAGAAAAGUCGGCAGCAGAUGCGCAAAUCAGGCUAGCAAAGCUCGAAGAAUGUUGGACAGCUUUCGAAGAAAUACAAACGGAAAUCGAAACAUUGUCGAUAGAAGACGAUGCAACACUCGCGCAGCAAUUAUUGGAGGGCGAAGCGGAAAGAAAAGCGUUCGAGGCGAAUUAUUAUAAAGCAGCAGGAAGAGCUCAGGAAAUUAUCGAUCAAGAUCGAAUGCCAAACCGGCAGGGUCAAAACGUCGCGCAAGAUAUGGCAAAUGGACUGCCUAUCAGACAAAUCGUUCAAGAAAUGCCGAGGCAAAGGCCGAAGCUACCCGAAAUAAAACUCCCAGAGUUUAGCGGCGAGUUUACGAAAUGGAUGUUCUUCAAAGAUAGCUUUGAGACAACGAUUCAUGAAGAGCAAAAUCUCACCCCGAUGCAAAAGCACCAGUAUUUGGUCGGCGUACUCAAAGGCGAAGCACUAGAAGUAAUAAAAGGAUACAGGAUCUCGAACGAGAAUUACGAGCAUGCAUGGAAGCUCUUAAAGGAUACAUAUGACAACAAAAUAAUCAUAAUCGAAGCACAUCUCGACGAGCUCUUAAAUUUCCCUGUCAUCUCCAAGGAAAAUAAAGCAGAUUCAAUCAGACAGUUCGUUUGGCACAUACGAACACACAUGACGUCGCUGGAAGCACUUGGUCAGCCAGUAAAUCAAUGGGAAACGAUAAUACUUCAUUUAGCGAAGAAGAAGCUUGAUUUCGUGGAACAGCGAGAUUGGCAAAACAUAAUAAAGGAUCGGAAUGCGGCAGACAUGCCCAGAAUAGAAGAAUUUCUCAAAUUUCUCACGGAUCGGUGCAACACUCUAAGGGUUCUCAACCAAGGGAAAGAGAAGUCAGCUACAACGAAACCGUCAGAGAAGAAGAAAAGUGAUAAAAAAGUCACACUAGCUGUCACGGCGCAGGAAUGUAAGUACUGCAAAGGAACUCACUCAAUCUACAAGUGUGAAGAGUUGCAAAAACUAUCGCCGGUUGACAGGAAGAAGGAAAUCGUUAGCAAAAGGCUAUGUAUUAAUUGUCUCGGAGAAGGGCAUAUUGCGAGAGAUUGCAAAUCGACUUCAUGCAGGAAGUGCUCUAUGCGUCAUAACACUUUGUUGCACAGAGAUACAGAGUCGCAGACGAAAGCGGGAAGUGAACCGGACACAACGGCAGUGGUCGCGUACUGUGCAGAUAAAUCCAUUGAAAAGUCAAGAUCAUCAAUGAAGAUCGAAGAUCAAGAAUACAUAACAAAUAUUCACUGCGUCCAUAAGCCGACAUCGAGCAUCAUUCUUUCAACGGCACGGGUGCAUGCUUACGACGUAGACGGAAAUCCUCAGAUAUGUCGAGUACUGUUGGAUCCAGGGUCACAGUCGAACCUGAUAACGGAAAGUUUCGCAAGACAGCUGAAAUUGAGGCAUAGAACGGAACAUCGACCCAUCAGCGGUAUAAAUCUAGCAAAGACGAACGCCAGCAAGGUAGUCACAGUUCGAAUAGAGUCACUUCAAGAGGACUUCUCGACAAAUCUUGAAUGCUUGAUACUGCCAAACAUUACGGAGCAGUUACCACAAAGUCGAAUCGACAUAACGCAGAUAGCAAUGCCAAAAAGCAUACGCUUAGCGGACCCAGUGUUUGACAAACCUGGUCAAAUAAAUCUACUAGUAGGAGCAGGACUUUAUUGGAAGAUCCUCGUCGGCAACCCGAGAAAUCAAGUUUCUGGACAACCAGCUCUACAAAAUACGCGCUUAGGUUGGAUAAUCGGAGGUGAGAUACCUGGAAAGAAAUCGAAAUCAUCAAUGACGCACUUAUCGAUCACAAAUGAGAUGCUGAGCAAACAAAUCGAACGAUUUUGGAAGCAAGAGGAGUUUCCGGAAAUCCCUCAAUACACCGAAGAAGAAAAGUAUUGCAAGAAAUAUUUUGCGGAUACAGUCAAGCGAGAGCCAGACGGUCGAUUCGUUGUGCGACUACCGCAGCGACCAGAGGUCAUUUUAGGAGAUUCAAUGGAGCAGGCAUAUCGACGGUUGUUGUCGCUCGAACGAAGAUUCUCAAAGGAUCCAGAAUUUCAGAAGGAAUAUGUCAAGUUUAUGGAUGACUAUCUAAAGCAAGGUCACAUGUCCGUAUUAACGGAUGAAAAAAUUCAAGGAUCGGAAGGUUACAUACUUCCUCACCAAGCGGUGAUACGACCAGACAGUGUCACUACAAAAUUGCGUGUUGUUUUUGAUGCAUCUGCCAAGACAACACUCGGAACAUCACUGAAUGACAAGCUCAUUCCGGGACCGAACUUGCAACAGGAUUUAGUCUACAUAAUCCUGCGAUUCAGAAUCUAUGAGUACGUAAUGACGGCGGACGUGGCCAUGAUGUACAGGCAGAUUUUGGUGGCCAAGCCAGAUAGGGUGCUUCAGCGCAUACUAUGGAGAAGAAGUCCGAGCGAACUCAUCAUGUUAUGUGAGCUGAAUACUGUGACCUACGGCCAGGCAGGUGCGGGUUUUCUAGCCAUUAGCUGUCUGAGAGAGUUAGCUGCAGAAGCAAAAGAUUUGCCACUCGCGGCAAAAGCAUUGGAAGAAGAAACCUACAUGGACGACGUCCAAACAGGAGCUGACACAUUGGAUGAAGCAAUCGAGAUGCAAAGACAACUGUCCGAGUUAUUAGCACGAGGACAAUUCUAUCUUCGAAAAUGGAGAGCAAAUGAUUCGAGAAUACUACAACAUCUCAGCGAGGCAUGUAAAACUGAUAAGCUGCUGGUGUUAGACAAGGAGGGAGCCCAAAAAACUCUAGGCUUGCUCUGGAAUGCGGCAGAAGACUGCCUGCAAUAUAAGGUAGAGAUCGAGGAGACAAAGGUCACAACGAAGCGUACUUUACUCUCGAAGAUCUCGCAAGUAUUCGAUCCGCUGGGAUUGAUAGCGCCGCUACUCAUUAACGGCAAGUGCAUUAUGCAACGAUUAUGGCUGUUUGAAAUUGGUUGGGAUCAAACUCUUCCUCCGGAGUUUCUAUCGACUUGGGAAAAGUAUUAUACUUCCUUGCCAAGAGUCAAUGAAUUACGCAUGCCGAGAAACGUCAUACCUACUAAUUCAUCAAAGAAAUUUGAUAUUAUGGGAUUUGGAGACGCAUCCGAAAAGGCCUACGGUGCUUGUUUAUACGCUGUGAGCAUAGACAAAUCGAGAAAGGUACAAUCUCAUCUCAUCUGUGCGAAGUCCAAGGUGGCCCCGUUAAAAACUAUAUCUCUGCCACGUUUGGAGCUAGAAGCUGCUCUAUUACUAUCUGAUCUUUAUCAUACUGCAAAAAGGGCUUACGGCGAUCGUAUUCGUACAGUGCGACUAUGGAGCGACAAUACCAUAGUCCUCGGCUGGAUCAAUACUCCACCCAACGUGUUAAAAACAUUUGUGGCUAAUCGCGUAUCGAAGAUACAACUGCUAACGAAGAAUAUAGAAUGGUACCACGUGCCCUCUGAAGAUAAUCCGGCAGAUAUGCUGUCGAGAGGAAUUGAAGUUGACCGAUUAAUCGAAGAUAAGCUGUGGUGGCAUGGACCUCAGUGGAUGACGGAAGAAAAUCAAUGGCCGAAAAACAUGAAAGCGCCUGAUACAGUACUACCGGAGAUGAGACCAGUAACUGUGGCAUUAGUGACGGCUACAGCAAAGGAGAUUCUCGAGAGAUUCUCUUCUUAUAGCAAGCUGCAAAGAGUUAUCUCUUACUGUCUUCGAUGGAGAAGCAGCAGUCAAGCAGGUCCACGAAAUCGCCCUGUCACUGUGGAAGAACUAAGAAAUGCCGAAAAAAUCAUAGCAAGAAUGGUGCAACAAGAGGCCUUCUCGCAAGAGGUUCGAGACUUAGAAAACGGGCAAGAAGUACAUCGCAAAAGUAAAUUGAGACCAUUAGACCCCUUUCUAGACAAAGAAGGAUUGAUUCGCAUUGGCGGUAGGCUCCGACAUGCAGCUAUGUCCGAAGAUCGAAAGCAUCAGAUUAUUCUACCCGCUAAGCAUUUUGUUACGAAUUUGAUAAUGAAGAGCGAACACAUACGGUUACACCAUUGUCCACCUACUCAGUUGUUGAGUGCUGUACGAUACAGGUUCUGGCCGUUAAGCGGUCUAAGAGAAGCUCGAAAGGUAAUAAAAGCUUGUCUGCCGUGCUAUCGUUUCAGACCGACGUUCCCUGAAGUGAAAAUGGGAGAUCUACCAGCUCAGCGAGUUAGCGGAUUCUCGCGUCCGUUCGUGACUACCGGCGUAGACUAUGCCGGUCCUCUCCAAAUUCGAGAAAGUCGACGGCGUGGAAGAGUUCACGUAUCCAAGGGCUACGUAGCAGUAUUCACGUGCUUUAGUACAAAAGCCGUGCAUCUAGAAUUAGUGACCGAUCUCACCACUGAAGCAUUUAUCGCAGCUUUACGAAGAUUUACCGCGCGAAGAGGAAUCUGUUCGCAGCUCUUCUCUGACAACGCAACGAAUUUUGUUGGUGCGGCUCGGGAGCUGAAGGAAAUCUACGAGUUUCUAGAGAAAGAAAAGGUCGAGAUAGAGACAUAUCUCGCGAGUCAAUGUAUGAAAUGGAAUUUUAUUCCGCCACGCACUCCAAAUUUCGGUGGUUUAUGGGAGGCGGCGGUGAAAGCCUUGAAGCGUCAUCUCUACACACUGACGCAAGGUUUAACGCUUACUUAUGAAGAAUAUAACACGCUUUUGACUGAAAUAGAAGCCAUUUUAAAUUCCAGACCCCUGACCCCUUUAUCGAGUGAUCCAGCGGAUCUGUCAGUCCUCACUCCUUCCCAUUUCCUUAUUGGCGAUUCUCUAAUACAGCCCGUUCAGCAAGAUUGGACCGAGACUCCAGAUAAUAAACUAUCGAGAUGGCAACACCUGCAAAAGCUUCGUCAAAAAUUUUGGCUUCGAUGGCAAACGGAGUAUCUACAAGAACUACAGAAACGAGGCAAAUGGACCAAAGAAGGAGACAACAUCAUGCUUAAUACUUUAGUAUUGCUCAAGGAGGAUAACUUAUCCCCUUUAAGGUGGAUGCUUGGAAGAGUUGUUGAACUCCACCCUGGACCAGAUAAUGUUGUACGAGUUGUAACGGUGCGGACUCAUAGCGGCACUUUUAAGCGAUCCGUCCGAAAUUUAUGCCCGAUUCCCCAGGAUGGAUUAUCGCUAGAUUGA
Temnothorax curvispinosus is the source of this 5223-nucleotide messenger RNA. RefSeq lists its product as uncharacterized. Gene Ontology annotation, biological process: DNA integration. The record is from RefSeq and is a predicted model, not a curated record. The coding region runs from base 1 to 5223 and encodes 1740 amino acids. The transcript has a single exon. Gene Ontology annotation, molecular function: zinc ion binding; nucleic acid binding. Lineage: Eukaryota; Metazoa; Arthropoda; Insecta; Hymenoptera; Formicidae.